AUGCUGCGUCAGUAUGUUCACCAAUUUGGUCAGAAACUUAUCCACAAGCAGCCGCUGGAGCCCAGACAGGAGUCUGAGAGAACCACAGCUUAUCUGAACACCCUCGACCUGGUGGCCGUGGGUGUGGAAGACACCCUGGGAGCUGGCGUGUACAUCCUGACUGGUGAAUUAGCCAAAGUGAGAGCUGGACCAGCAACUGUCAUCUGCUUCCUGUUGGCCGCCUUGUCUUGUGUGAUGUCUAGUCUCUGCUUUGCUGAGUUUGGGGCCCGGGUACCACGCUCUGGUACUGCGUAUCUCUACAGCUGUGUCACCAUGGGUCAGCUGUGUGCCUUCAUCACUGGCUGGAACCUCAUACUGUCCUAUGUCAUUGCCACGGCCAGUGUGGCCAGGGCGUGGAGCUACAUCUUUGACAACCUGAUUGGGAACCACAUCUCUCAGGUGUUACAAGAAUCUUUCUCUCUGAAUAUGCCUUACUUCCUGGCCAGGUAUCCAGAUUUUUUUGCCCUGGGCCUGGUGCUGCUGGUCACAGGACUACAGGUUCUGGGAGUUCGUGAGUUGACCCUGGUUAACAAAGUGUUCACAGGCAUCAACAUUUUGGUUCUCAGCUUCAUCAUCAUCUCUGGCUUCAUUAAGGGAGACCUGCACAACUGGAAGCUCACAGAACAGGCUGGAUCCACUGACACCUCUAGCUUUGCCCCUCUGGGUUCUGGAGGGUUUGUGCCCUUUGACUUUGAAGGAAUUCUCCAUGGAGCAGCUACGUGUUUCUAUGCAUUUCUUGGCUUUGAUUUCAUUGCCACUAGAGGGGGAGAAGCCCUAAAUCCUCAGUGGUCCAUCCCCAUCAGCAUCAUGAUCACGCUCUUCAUCUGCUUUUUGGCAUAUUUUGGUGUCUCAGCGGCACUCACCCUCAUGGUCCCCUACUACCAGAUUCAUCGUGACAGCCCCUUCCCACAGGCUUUUCUCCACGUUGGCUGGGACCCUGCCAGAUAUGUCGUGGCUGUUGGCACCCUCUGUGCUCUUACAUCCAGCUUCCUUGGUACCAUGUUCACCACCCCUCCUGUGAUCUGUGCAAUGGCAGAAGACAGGCUCCUUUUCUGGGGCCUUGCCCAGAUCCAUGCCCGCACCCAUACUCCCAUCAUGGCCAUCACGUCUGCUGGAAACCUUGCAGGGGUCAUGGCAUUACUCUUUGAGUUCAGGGAUCUUGUGGACUUCAUGUCAAUUGGGACUCUGUCUGUUUACUCCCUGGUGGCUUUUUCUGUGCUUGUUCUCAGGUACCAGCGAGAUCAGAAUUUAAGCAAGAAGGAGAAAACUGAGGUGAAGCCCGAAGUUGAAGGAAGUCCUUUCGACUCUGUACCUGAAGCAGGAAACUCAAAUAUUCUAAAGAGUCUGUGGUUUUCUACCAGCACCAACCUCACCUGGAAAUCUGGCCAGAUUAUCUAUGGAUGUGCCUCCCUGCUUGUUCUCCUGCUGAUAAUCCUGAGCCUGAUCCUGGCCCAGUGGCCCAGACGUGUGUUCUCUGGAGACCCCGUGCUCACAACAGUGGCUGUGCUGCUGCUGCUGCUCAUCAUUGGGGUCACGGUCAUCAUCUGGAGGCAGCCCCAGGACCCCACUGCUCUUUACUUCAAGGUCCCUGCUCUGCCUGUCCUCCCACUGGUGGGCAUCUUUGUGAAUGUUUACCUGAUGAUGCAGAUGACCUCUGGGACCUGGGCCCAGUUUGGUGUCUGGAAUGUGACUGGAUUUCUCAUAUACUUUGGAUAUGGGAUCUGA
Molecule: messenger RNA, 1764 nt
Organism: Bubalus bubalis (water buffalo)
Lineage: Eukaryota; Metazoa; Chordata; Mammalia; Artiodactyla; Bovidae
Product: cationic amino acid transporter 3-like
Exons: 11
Coding region: 1-1764 (587 amino acids)
Biological process (GO): amino acid transport; transmembrane transport
Cellular component (GO): plasma membrane
Molecular function (GO): amino acid transmembrane transporter activity
Source: RefSeq, a predicted model, not a curated record